Molecule: messenger RNA, 4665 nt
Organism: Lasiodiplodia theobromae
Lineage: Eukaryota; Fungi; Ascomycota; Dothideomycetes; Botryosphaeriales; Botryosphaeriaceae
Product: Mediator complex subunit Med12
Exons: 4
Coding region: 1-4665 (1554 amino acids)
Biological process (GO): regulation of transcription by RNA polymerase II
Cellular component (GO): mediator complex
Molecular function (GO): transcription coregulator activity
Source: RefSeq, a predicted model, not a curated record
AUGACUUCUCGUCCUGGCCCGACUGCAGCUCAGCGCACCACCGCUGGAAAUCUCCCGCGCCCACCCAUCCAAGGCCGCCCCGCCGUGCAGCAGCAUGCCUUCCAGGCCAAUGCUCGCCCGCCUGCCGAUGUCAUUGAUCUGACCGCCGACGACGGCAAGCAGCCGCCCGCCGACGCGCCGCCCAAGAAGCCAGCCCAGCAGGAAGACCCUCGCUGGGAUGCCCAGUUCGCUGCGCAAGACGGCUUCUCGAGACCCCCUCCUCGCGGUCGGCCCCAGAUUUCCUUCGAAGAUGUCGCCGACGCCGCGGCCUCGGGGUUCGGAAGAGCCGCCUCCGCCGCCCUGCGCUCCACCGCCAUCGCGACUUCCGGAAGCCUGCCCUUCCCCCCACGCCCCGGGUUCCGCGUGCACAAGCGACAGUCGCAGGGAGCGAGGCCCGUCGUGGGCGCCGUGAAGAAGGACGUUGCCCAACGCACCGGUGUCGUGGAGCCUCCCCCCGACGCCGUUUGGGUGUCGCGCGGGAAGACGGUGGAUUUCUAUCCCUGGGCUGGCAAUCACCCGGAGGACAAUCUGUCGGCGGAAGUCGUGAAAGUUGGCUACUAUGACGAUCGCAAGGGUCAGGUUGACCUGAAUGCGGGGAAAUCGUACGUUGGCCCCCAGAUCAAGAACAAAUCUACUCUGCAGGCUUUAUCCUCGCUUUUCGUUCAGGCGCUUGAAAAACGACAAGCAUCUGGACGCGUGAGGGAGCCUUCAUCUUUCAAACCGCCUCCCAGAAUCACAGUCAAAGAUACCCAGCGCGAAGAAUGGCUCCGAGAUCUGGCAAAUCCCUCGCUUCCGCCGAAACGCAGGAUCCCGCACGGCAUUCGGGGGAAGCUUCUACUGGAACAGUGUCUCAGCAAAAACAUACCCAUCUCUCGCGCCAUUUGGCUCGCGAAAUGUGUCGGAGCAAACGAAAUGCGCGCUUGGAUGCGCAAGGGUGCAAGUAGCACGGGUGGCAUGGGCGGUGAGCUGAAAUGGGUUCGCGAGUGGACCGUCUUCGUGGAACAGUUUGUCGACAGCACCAUCAGCACCUGCGGCCAAGAGAGUUGGCGCGAUAAGAUGGACUACACUAUCCGGUUGGCUUCGCAACUGUACACCGAGCGACUCCUGGACCAGGAUCAUUAUCUCGACUGGCUUCUUAUGUCUCUGGAAUCAUCCGAAGUUGAGCGCCUUCCCAUCUGGUUUCUCAUGAUUCAGAUCUAUUGGCAAGACCUUGUUGCCGUCCGGCGGCGAGGACGACGCCUGGCCGAAGCGUUGCUGUUGCAGCUUGGCAACAUGACCAAUGGCGACAACUCGGAUGCUGAUCACCCGCUUGUUCAGCGGUCACGACAGCUGAUCACUGCUUUGGUUCUGCGACAUCGUAACUGCAUGGUUAUCCCAAGGACGUGGAAUAGGCACAAGCACAUCCUGGAGAGUAUGCUUACGAGCACCAGUCAGCCUGCGCUCCAAAGCGCUCUGCGUUCUGUCAUUAGGAGAAACGAGCGGCUCGGUGGUUGGAACCAUAAGCCGACGCAGACCCACCAAUCCCCUCAAAAAACCAUCCUCUCGGCUCUUGACUCAAUAGCCCUGGACUUCGAUCUCAACCAUUUUGCCACCGGAUGCUUGGCAAGCAUGCCCGACACCCAAGCCCUCGCCGUCACUGUACUUCAAUGGGCAUGCUCUCUUUACCGCGAGGGGGAGCACAGGCUAUACAUUGCAGCGCGCUUGCUUCGAAAAUGGAAAUCCAGGGGAGCUGAUAUCGACAGCGCUGUUCUGACCGUCCUCAGCGAUGAGCAGAAGCUGAAAGGUAUCAAGCAUCGGGACUUUUUCAGACUCGUUGCCGAGCUUGUGCGUUCAAAGCAUUUCUCCGUCGGCAGGUAUCUUCAGUGGCUGAUUGCAAGUGGAAGUUUGUCGACCGGCGGAGACAUCACCAAAAGCGAGGCCUGCAACGUGCGUCUCAUCGCGGAGAUCCCUCUCCAGGGCCUUCCAGAGCACGUGCUCAACCUUCGACAAACACUGCUCCAAACAACCCUCCAGAACGGUGCAUACGAAGCUGUGGUACUAAUGGACGACCACAGUGCGAUAAUCAAGCAGCUGUGGUCGAUUUUCGCCCCUGACAUUGGUGCUGAAAUAACAUUUGACAUCCCUUUCGCCGACUUAAGCACGAGCGUCAGGCUUGAGAUCAGCCGGUGGCUGCGCCAAGAGUUACUUGCACGGCUAGACUCAAGCUCGGAUGACGACAGUGAUGAGAUGCGAGACGACUACACGCUCACUCCGUCCCGCUUCUAUGCCAUCAGGGACGUCAUGGAGCAGCUGGAAGAUUUUGCCAUCCUCGCUGACAUUUUGGCCAUUUCCAUGGAAUCGGGCGAUAUGAUGAUUUUCGCAGCCAUAGCUGAUACUCUCAACCACCAUCAUCGGACAUUUGCAGCUAUUGGUGCCCUCCGGCCUCUGUUCAAUAAUCUCGUUGAGCAAUAUGGAAAGUUUAGGCUGGAAAAGCCGUUAGAACGCGCUUUUCUUCUCGCGCUCGCCGAUCUCUGCUGCAGGCUCCAAGCAGAACCGAAUCUUGUCCUUCAACUCACAACCGAUAUCACCCGAUUGGAACAACGAUCUGCAGUGGCGGCAUGCUCGCCGGCAUCCGACAAUAUGGCUGACUUCCACAGUGGCAAGAUGGAUUUCGAUGAGGAAAUUGAUCGCAUACUUGCUAGCGGUACGACUAUGGAUGAGAACAUGGUUGCACGAGUUUUCGCUAGGGUCGUCUCACGCAUCGGAGAGCAAAAUGGAAAGGACGAUGGUCGGAAUAGCAAAUAUGGGCUGUGGCUUCAGCGCUUGAAGGCCUUUGACGACAAGACAUUCGACCGCCACAUGUCUGACACCAUCUCCAGUCUAAUGCUCAGUAAUGGGCAGUCGCUGCUUCACAUUCUUCCGUGCGCAGUUGGGUCCGGCUCGCUUUCCCUCGAGAAUUUUAUCUCUUUUUCGGAGACCACGAUUGGCAUCCUGAAGAGGUCGAACGUCUCGGCUGCAGCCAAUGCCUCGUUGCACGUGUUGGACGCCAUUCUACCAAUGGAGGGCCUCCACGGAUUUGGGUUGGUGCAAGAGAUUUAUCGGUUCCGGAUUGAACAAGAAAAGCUUUGUCAAAGUUCACAGGGGACAGCACUUCAGCUUUUACGGCAAACGAUUGAGCUUUGCUCAACUUCUAAGGAUCCCAAUCAGCCCAUCCAGCUUGAGGCUUUGCUACGGAAUCAGCGCUUACUUAAGGUCCUCCGCUUCCAUGCGUCUCGAAACGCGCAAGAUUUUUGUGUGGCCAUGGGCAUCAGUCCUUCAUCAGGAAAGGCAAACACUGCAAUGUCUUUGGACGAAAAGCGCUCGACGUUGUUCAAGAAAAUGUUCGACUCGUUGAUGGAUCCGAGUAGUAGCUUAGGCCUGUCAAAACUUGACGCUGAAGAGCAGGCGAGCACCCUUGUCAAUGCUGCCGAUGAUCUUUCAGUCCCCUUCUGCCAGCUGGAGCUGCAGCUUCUCUUCAAGAUCCAAGUCUUGUCUGACGAAGAAGGCGAGAUUGGUGUCGCAGAUGCUAUCAUCCAGGCUGUCAAAGAGGCUGUGGAAGCGGACAAGUCUAUCUGGUCGGAUCUACUCACUGGACUGGACGCGGAGAUGACACGAAAGAUCCGCGAGUAUGCCGAAACGCACGUUCUUUCCGCCGUCAGCACCCUCGCUAGGUCACGCUCAGGCGCUGAGGACUCCUCUCUUUCAUCUUGCAAGGAAGGCCAUGAGAAGAUGCUCCAGAGGUAUCUUUCCGUGCUCAACCUCACCGCUUGGAGUAUAGAGGAUAAGACUCAAGGUCCAAUCUGCGCUUCCAUCCUGGAAAGGUUCCGGACAUUACUCGAGCUGCUUUCACAAACGGCUCAAGCAGCUCCAGCUGGCGACCCGAAGGAAGAUGCAAUGAAGUUGCGGCAGGGCUCUGCUGCAGUUAGCGCUCUUUGUCCUUGGAUAAAUGCUCUCCUACAUCUGAUUGUGGUCCACAAGUCAGUCUGCCAACCCGGCAAAGCAAACACUAGCCACCAAGCUAGUCUGCUCUGGACAUUACGCGCCUUCCUUCUCCACCCAGAGCUGCAGCCUUACCCCAAGACAACCGAAUACAUCCUUGACGUCGCGGCUUCUCUCUCUGACGACCUCCCUGAAGAAGCUCGGGCUCAACUGCUCAAGUAUGAGUCCGUCAAACCAAUCCAUGACCCUCGCAUACUCUUCCUUCUCGGCUUUCCUUCAACCAUGCAAGAUUCCUGGCUUGGCCUCAUAACACCUACACAAUCCCAAGCCUCUGGCUCAACCAAUACUCCAAAUCCAUCGACCGCCAGUAAUGCUGCUAAUGCCGCGGCUGCAGCCCGCGGCACAGCAGGGCAACAUCAACACCAAGGCUUCUGGCAGCCGCAAGUGCAGCGUACUCAAGCGCAACAGCAGCGCCUCGGAGCCGCAGGUGCAAAUGCUGCCGCCCUUGCUGGUGGGGUGAGUGGAAAUGGCCCAGUUCCACCGAUUGAAUAUGGCAAACCAGUGCCAUUCCAGCUUAGACGCUGGGAGAUUCUGCCGGACUCGACUAGUGGUUCAGGCCCGAACGAUACUGCGCUGAGCCUCACGUUAUUUGACGCUAAGAAGGUUUAA